AUGGGCUGGCCUAAAGUUAACAUUGAUGAUGUUUGGCAUCCUCAGAGCUCGAUCGGUGGCAUUGGGGCUAUGGUGUGUGAUUCUGGUGGUGAUUUUGUGGCAGGUGAUGCUCUUCAGAUUGUGUCGGCACUUCGAAGUCAAUCCAUGGAUCAGUUUUUCCUAGGAUCGAUUGUGAAGGAUACCAAGACCCUGUUGACUCAGAUCACUAGAGAAGAUUUUACCUAUAUCCACCGAAAAGGCAACAGUGUGGCUUAUCAUGUUGUGAAGUUUGCAACUGACAUUGGGGACCUCGGGGGAGGGGGGACUUUAUCGGAGGCAAGGUUCCUUUUUCCCUUUGCAGUUGAGAAGGUAGGCUGCUUCGAUAAAACGACAAUUACUACGUUUCAUUUGGUGUAG
Molecule: messenger RNA, 396 nt
Organism: Prunus armeniaca (apricot)
Lineage: Eukaryota; Viridiplantae; Streptophyta; Magnoliopsida; Rosales; Rosaceae
Source: the annotation of a GenBank genome assembly